Messenger RNA from Lodderomyces margitis, 1101 nucleotides. RefSeq lists its product as uncharacterized. The record is from RefSeq and is a predicted model, not a curated record. The transcript has a single exon. Gene Ontology annotation, cellular component: endoplasmic reticulum lumen. Gene Ontology annotation, molecular function: protein disulfide isomerase activity; protein-disulfide reductase activity. NCBI's taxonomy places the organism in Eukaryota, Fungi, Ascomycota, Pichiomycetes, Serinales, Debaryomycetaceae. Gene Ontology annotation, biological process: response to endoplasmic reticulum stress. Bases 1 to 1101 code for a protein of 366 amino acids.
AUGAGGGGCAUAUACUUUCUACUCACAUUUAUUUCCCUAACACUAGGCUACUCUCCAUCCAAUGUGAUACAAGCCAAUGAUAAGAAUUUUCACGAGAUUGUCACGGCACCAGGUAAAUUUACAUUUGUCGACUUUUAUGCCGAUUGGUGUCGCCAUUGCAAGAAAUUGUCACCUGUAAUUGACCAACUACUGAACUUGUUUGUUGACUACCCCGAGAUACAAGUGGUCAAAAUAAAUGGAGAUAAGGACGGGAAGAAGAUGAGUAAAAAAUACGUUGAAAUUGGGUAUCCCACAUUGUUGAUGUUUGAUGAUCUGGGGAAACACGUUGAAUUUAAUGGAGUUAGAGAUAUCGAUGCAUUUAGUAAUUUUAUCCAGCAGUUGAGUGGGGUCAGGUUAGAUAAAUCGAAACAAGAUGAAGUUGGCGAGGUUGCACAGGAAGAAGAAGAGAAUAAAGAUGCAGUGAUUUCCCUCACACCCGAACUGUUUGAACAACAACUUCAAAACACUCAAUAUGCAGUUGUGUCGCUCGAAGGAAGUUGGUGCACGCAUUGUAAAGAAUUUGCUGGCGUGUUUGACCGUCUUGCAACUACCGUUUACGCUCGGAAUAAAAAUAUUGUGUUUGCGACAUUGACUGUGGAUGAGCAAGGACAUGGAGAUGAAAUACUCGAUAGAUACGGCGUCAAGAGGAUACCGGCAUUGCUUUUUGUCAAGGAUGGCAAUUUAAAUGACCCAGUGGUGUAUGAAGGUGAUUUGAAACGGAUUAAUAAAGUAAUUGACUUGGUUAAUGACUUUACUGGAACUUUGAGGGACAUUCAGGGGGGAUUGAAAGAUGGCGCAGGUGUGAUUAAACAGAUAACCGAAUCGAUUGCAAAAGCCAAUGGUAACUACAAGGAGAUUUUGCACCAGUUAGAUGAGGUUAGUGGUGACACUGCUCCAUUUUAUAAAUCAAUAGUGGAAAGCUUGUUGACAGACCCCAAUGCAAUAAAUGUGGAGUAUAAUAGGGUCAAGUUGGUUUUGGAUCGCGAUAUAGAUAAUUUGAGCGGUGGUACAAUCGAUUCAUUAAAACAAAGGCUAAACGUGUUGAAUCUGUUGCGAUUAUAG